Messenger RNA from Gorilla gorilla gorilla (western lowland gorilla), 1234 nucleotides. It is a transcript of the gene BATF3, whose product is annotated as basic leucine zipper ATF-like transcription factor 3. Gene Ontology annotation, molecular function: DNA-binding transcription factor activity, RNA polymerase II-specific; RNA polymerase II cis-regulatory region sequence-specific DNA binding. The record is from RefSeq and is a predicted model, not a curated record. Gene Ontology annotation, biological process: regulation of transcription by RNA polymerase II. The transcript has 3 exons. Gene Ontology annotation, cellular component: nucleus. Bases 752 to 1081 code for a protein of 109 amino acids. NCBI's taxonomy places the organism in Eukaryota, Metazoa, Chordata, Mammalia, Primates, Hominidae.
UUUUUUGUGUUAUUAAUAUUUGCAUUCCGUGAAUAUUAAUAACUGAGUAGUUUUCCUUGUUUGUACCUCUUGGCUCUUAAACUCUGUAAGUGUGGUAUUUUUCCUGCUUGGUGGUGUCUUCUCAUGGGGUUCUAGAAAGCAAAUACUGCUCUUCUUUUUCAUGUUUUCUAUAGCUGAUUGAAGUGUUUUUACCAUGGUCGGUGCAUUUUUCCGCCUGCCUGUUUCAUGAUCACUAUUGAGGGAUUUGACUGAAUUUGGUUAAAUCUUACAUAUAGCUAACAGCUUUCAAGACAUAUAAAAAAUUUGCUGACUUCUGAAACAAAAUGUCAGCCAAGCAUUGUUCAAAUGAGUACACUGUCAGUGGGGUUUAAGAUCAUUUGGUGUGUUGGUAGAGUUAUGUGGCUGCAAUUAGUUGUAAGUGAUUUGCAUGCAGUAUCAAAAGUACCUUUCAUGUGUGGUGGUAUAAGGACUGGCAAACAGCAAGUUCCAGAUAGCAGAUCUCUCCACCGCCCCCCACCCCCACCCAGCUUUCCAGUCUCAGAUGGACGACAUUGACACCACAGCUCUUCCAGGCACACGCCCUGUGGGCUAGAGGUUUAUGAACGUUGAUUUGGAGACCAACAGACCUGAGUUCCACUUCCCACUCACCCACUUAGUGGCUGUAAUACCUGGAGCAAGGUCCUUAACCUCUCUGGGUUUCUUAUUCCUCAUCUUUUAAACGGCAGUCACACCACACACUUCACACACUCACAUGAGCCCUGAGGAUGAUGACAGGAAGGUCCGAAGGAGAGAAAAAAACCGAGUUGCUGCUCAGAGAAGUCGGAAGAAGCAGACCCAGAAGGCUGACAAGCUCCAUGAGUUAAUGGAGCGAACCAUCCUUCUCAUCACUCAAAUCAGAAGCCUAGGAUUUAUCCUAAGCCAUUCCUUUUCCCUCCGCCCGCAUGUAUACACCUGCAUAAUCCUGCAGUUGGGACGUGGAGCUGCUCCAUACCAGGAACUGGCCUUGAAAGCAUCCAAGGAUCUAUCUGAGGAAUGGGCCACCAUUCCAUGUUCUUGUCUUUGUCGGGGUUGGUGUGCGUAAUUAAAGAUUUUAGUUUAGCUCUCUCCUGCCAUACUUUCUUGUCUUUUUGAGACGGGAUCUUGCUCUGUUGCCCAGGCUGGAGUGUGAUGGCAUGAUCAUGGCUCACUGCAGCCUCCACCUCCCAGGCUGAAGCAAUCUUCCCACCUCAGCCCC